AUGGAUAUUGUCUCUGAAAAACUUCACUCAAAACAUCACCUGGAAGAUAUCGACCUCAUUCUGGAGGAAAUGAAAAAGGAUCAUAAGUACCAGAUCAGAGAAGAGAUCGAGGAGCUGAAUAGGACUCUUUCGUGGAAGGAGAUCAAGGAGAUUAAUGAGAUUAUUCUUUGGGUGAUGACGUCUCAGGUCGAACUCACCCUAGCCGACAUGAGCGCAGUGCUUGCUUGCGGCUCCUCGAAUGAAUCAGACCAGAUUCAAUUCAGACUUAACGAAAUCAAACACCAGAUUCUCAAAUCCAAAUCGUCCUAUAGCAGGAGUGCAACGGGGUCAACUGGCUCAGUGCAACCGGUCGAAGCGGAAAUAGAAUUGGUGUAUCAAUUCUUAAAGAACGUCUCUCCAAAGAGAGAUGAUUACGACAAGAAGGCGCUUGACCGCGUCCUGUGGAGUCAUCGCUUGAAUGACAUGAAGGCUACCAUCAGCUAUGACAAGGAGAAUGCUCAUUUGAAGAUAGCACUGACGUGUCUCCAAGUGUUCGCAAGAAAAUGCGAUGAAUAUACGGAACAGCUACUCCCGUAUGCUAGGACCUAUCUUCUCCACCCCUUGAGCAGAGCCAAACCGGGGAAGGUCAACAUCAUGCUGAAAGCUGAACUUGGAAAGUCACUAGUUAAGCUGUUCCAAGACCCGCUUUGCAUCGAUAAAAUGUUCUGUUCGAAGAUGGAACAUAUGGGUCAUACUACUUGGCUCGAAACUGAGGAUAUAUGGCUGCGGAAAAAUUGCGAGUGUUGGCUCUACACGGACGAGGGGGUUAAGGAAGUGCUCAAGUGGUUCUCGGAUUCGGACACAACAAGUGCCGUUUCCAAACAAAGACAAAGACUGAAUCAAUGA
Molecule: messenger RNA, 885 nt
Organism: Bipolaris victoriae FI3
Lineage: Eukaryota; Fungi; Ascomycota; Dothideomycetes; Pleosporales; Pleosporaceae
Exons: 2
Coding region: 1-885 (294 amino acids)
Source: RefSeq, a predicted model, not a curated record